Messenger RNA from Aspergillus neoniger CBS 115656, 2136 nucleotides. Its product is annotated as FabD/lysophospholipase-like protein. Gene Ontology annotation, molecular function: fatty acid synthase activity. The record is from RefSeq and is a predicted model, not a curated record. Lineage: Eukaryota; Fungi; Ascomycota; Eurotiomycetes; Eurotiales; Aspergillaceae. Bases 1 to 2136 code for a protein of 711 amino acids. Gene Ontology annotation, biological process: fatty acid biosynthetic process; secondary metabolite biosynthetic process. The transcript is spliced from 6 exons.
AUGCAUAUCAAAAGGCUGGAAUCGAGGAUCUUCUGGAAACUGCCUUCGUUGAGUGUCAUGCCGAACGGGGUAAUCAUUGGCGCGGUUAAACCCAACUUUGGCCAUUCAGAGGGUGCAUCGGGUAUCACGAGUCUCAUCAAAGCUAUCCUGUCACUCGAACGCUCAACAAUCCCACCAAACAUACACUUGGACACUUUGAAUCCUCAAAUACUAGAUUUCAACUUAACUGUUCCUUUAGAGCCCAUGGAACCCGCCGAUCGACGCCAAAGGGUUAGUAUCAAUGAGUUUGGCAUAGGCGGUGCGAACGCCCAUGUCAUAUUGUAUUCUGCAGCCGAAUUCUGUGGCAACAUCCAGAAAUCGCGAUUUUCCGAGUCAGUAGACGGGGCUAAGCUGCUUGUGGUCUCGGCUCAAGACUCAAAGAGUCUGGAGAGUCGCAUUGAGCAGGUGUGUGACUAUGCAAAUAAAUUCCCUGGUCAACUAUGCAAUAUUCCGUUCACUCUAGGAGUAAGAAGACAGCAUUUGUCUCACCGAGCAUUCUGUGUGACUUCCUCAAAGAUUCCCUUACGAUCUUCGAUGUUUCAGAAAUCCUGCACUCAAGUCUCACCUCAGCUUUCAUUCGUUUUUACUGGCCAAGGAUCCCAGUGGGCAGAUAUGGGGAAAGGACUAUUGGAGACAUAUCCUUGUUUUCAGGGAGACAUGUUAAGGCUUGAGAGUGCUCUCAAAGGUCUUGAAGAUCCACCAUCAUGGUCUCUUCGGCAGGAGCUGUGCCGGACAAGCGACUCACGCGUUACUGAAGCGGAAUUCUGUCAGCCACUCUGUACUGCCAUUCAGAUAGGGCUUGUCAACUUUCUCGCGUCCUGGGGAGUGCGGCCAGCUGCUGUAGUUGGACACUCCAGCGGUGAAAUUGCAGCUGCUUAUGCAGCAGGUGCUAUCUCGGAGAAGUCGGCUAUAAUACUCGCAUAUUAUCCCGGUAAGUUGGCCAAACAACAAAUGGGUCUGGAAGAAAUGGCGAAUAUUGGCCUCUCUAGCGAAGAGGUAACUCCAUAUCUCGAAGACGGAGUGUUAAUCGCAUGCAGGAAUAAUCCUCAAAUUGUCACUCUAUUCGAAACCUUGGGCUCAAGAUCGCAUAUCACUCAUGUGAGUCACCAGUAUAUCGCAACAAAGGGAACUGGUAUCUACAUGGCAUCAGAACAAAUGAAGUUCCUGAGGCCCUUUUAUGAGGCCUCUCUAGUAGGUCACUUGCAAAUGAACUCCCAUAUGUCACCGAUGCUGUCAAGUGUCACUACGGCUAUGGUGACGGACCCUCAGGAGCUUGGCGCGGCCUACUGGAGAAGGAACCUUGAGUCUCCCGUUCUUUUUAGUGAUGCAGUGAGCAAUCUGCUAAAGGAAGACAAGGCCCAUUUACUACUCGACAUAGGUCCCCAUUCUGCAUUGUCAGGUCCUCUAAAGCAGAUAUUUCGUAGCCACAGCCUGAAGCAUGGCCCACUCUAUAUUCCAACCUUGAAACGUUGCGAUGAUACUAGCUUCGAUGCUAGCUGUGAAGUUCAGCUCUUGUCCGCGCUAGGCUUGAUCCACAGCAACGGGGCUAUUGUUGACCUGAUGUCAGUGAACGGUAGGGGGCAAGUCGUGACAGGCCUCCCGCCGUAUCCCUGGCAACAUGGUACACGAUACUGGAAUGAAAGCCGUUUGGUGAGAGACUGGAGGUUGAGCAAUGAAGCAGUCCGACAGCUCAACCCAGGCACUGAGGGGUUUACUGCGAAAAACGUUCUAUUCAAGAGCCCUCUAGUCAUAGAUGAGGCGGGUAGCGUGGAAAUUAUCACGUCUCUCAAGCCAGUUGCCUUCAAUGACGUGAUGAAUUCAGAAUGGUAUUCAUUCGUAAUAGCAAGCCACGAUGGCAAUGUUUGGACGGAGAUCUGCAGCGGUCAAGUCCGUGCAGGAGCCGAGCAUGAGCCUUGCCAGAUCAAAAUUCCGCGUUAUGCGCGCCAAGUCUCUUCUGAGAAAUGGUAUGAGGCUCUGUCAGAACUUGGGCUUUCUUAUGGUCCCCAGUUUCGCGGUUUACAGAAUAUCUCUGCCGACCCGUUAGGUGGAAGAGCCUCAGCCAGUGUGAACCUAGUGAAGCAACAUGAGAGUCAUUAG